AUGGCGGAUUUCUCUAGACCACCUGUCGAUUGGCUUUACUGCAUGAUUCAUGCUGACGCUGUUUCCAAGGCAAUCUCGUUCGAUUCCGGCGCUAGCAGAGAAGAGCUGGGCGACAUGGCGAUGACGAAAGGUCUUGGAGCCGGGGUCACCUUCGACAUGACAGAGGUCGCCUCUGCCGGGUCUGGAAACCGGCAAAAUGUCGUCUCAAGCCUCGCAGUCGACUGUCACGACGGAGCCGGACGAGACAGAAGUCUCGGCUUCUUGCAUAGCUCCGGUUCUCUGCCUCGAGGCGGCGGAAACAGCGGAGGAAGGCAACAUUGCGAUCGCCGGAAAGGAGGAGGAGUCUGUAAGUCCAUCAAAAGUUAG
Messenger RNA from Protopolystoma xenopodis, 366 nucleotides. Lineage: Eukaryota; Metazoa; Platyhelminthes; Monogenea; Polystomatidea; Polystomatidae. The record is from the annotation of a GenBank genome assembly.